This is a messenger RNA of Selaginella moellendorffii, 1454 nucleotides long. Its product is annotated as scarecrow-like protein 31. Gene Ontology annotation, molecular function: sequence-specific DNA binding; DNA-binding transcription factor activity. Bases 22 to 1410 code for a protein of 462 amino acids. The transcript has 2 exons. Lineage: Eukaryota; Viridiplantae; Streptophyta; Lycopodiopsida; Selaginellales; Selaginellaceae. Gene Ontology annotation, biological process: regulation of DNA-templated transcription. The record is from RefSeq and is a predicted model, not a curated record. Gene Ontology annotation, cellular component: nucleus.
CUUGACCUGUGGCUAUUACAAAUGGACAGCGAUCUAUGCUUGCAAUUGCGAGCCGCUUUGCUGCGCCAUCAAAUCCCUCUCGAGCCAGUCCAGGCUCAAAUCUCUUCCCAGCAGCAUCACUCCCUCUUUGAUCGCUCGCGGCUCGACUAUCUCACCAGAAUUCUGGAAGAAAACGAUGAGGAGCUCCUCCUCCAGCUGCCACAACAACAGCAAACCUCUUACCAGGUACUGCUCCGCGAGCUCACGGAAUGUCUCUCCCCCAAUUCUUGUGCUAGAAGUUCCUUGUCAAUGGACACCGCCUCUCCUCCUCAUUCUCUCUCGCGCACCUCCACCGUCUCCUUCCACAGCUUGCUCAUGGACUGCGCCCGAGCCGUGGCUGCCAACAAUUCCACCGAAGUCAAUGAGCUCGUGAGAGAGAUCAUAACUUUAGCCUCACAUCAGUCGCGUCCGGUGGAGAAGGCCGCGCUCUACUUCACCAACGCGUUCGUCGCGAGGCUGGCCGGGUGUGGAGCUCGGAUGUACGCCGCGAUGCGCCAGGACGUGACGAGGAUGCAGAGUAUCUCCAUCCGGAUGAAUCUUCCCAGCCUCCGGGCCACGGAGCGCUUCGCCAACCAGAUGAUCCUCGAUGCCUGCCGUGGUGCCAAGCGUGUCCAUAUCGUCGACUAUGGGAUCCUCUACGGCGACCAGUGGCCGUCUCUCAUCAAGGCGCUGUCCGAGAGAGCCGAGGGGCCGCCACUGUUCAAGAUCACAGGCAUUGACUUCCCGUCCCUUGUCAACCUCGAGAAAACUGGAAACCGGCUGGUCGACUACGCAGAGUCGUGUGGGAUGCACCUCGAGUUCCACUCCAUCGCCACCGCGGCGUGGGAGUCAGCGCAGCCGAGAUACCAUCUCUUCAGCGAGCUUCUCUUCGUCAACUGCCAGCUGAGGAUGCGGCACAUCCGCGAGGACGGGAUCAUCGACAGCCCCCGGAAGCUCUUCUUCGAGAAGAUCCUCAGCUUCAAGCCUGUUAUGUUUUCCAGCUUCGACGGGGCCUGGAGGAGCUUUCUGGCGAGGAUGGAGUCGUUCGAGGAGACGAUGAAGCUUGGGUUGAUCGACCAGUCGCAGCUCGACUUCAUGGAUAAGUUCAUCGAGAAGUGCGCCAUGGGUGUCAUUGCCUGUGACGGGCAGAACCGUGUGGAGCGUAUCUCCUCGUACAAAACCUGGGAUCGCCUGGCUCGGAAAGGCCAGUUCGGACAGCUUCCAGUCAGCAAACAAGCGCUCGAGAUGGUCAUGUCCGUUUGGAGCGGACACGAGAACUUCACGUACGGAAUGGACGAGAACUGGCUGCUGCUUGGCUGGAAAGACGCAGUCUUGAAUGCUUUGAGCGUCUGGGAGCCCAUUGAGAAGCUACCGCGCUUCAAACACCAGUGAUCCACCCUGUACCUAUAUUCUUUCUCUAACUUCUUUGUUCCUGA